Messenger RNA from Cricetulus griseus (Chinese hamster), 2619 nucleotides. NCBI's taxonomy places the organism in Eukaryota, Metazoa, Chordata, Mammalia, Rodentia, Cricetidae. The record is from RefSeq and is a predicted model, not a curated record.
GCUCUCCACAGGGAAACGACUCUGUGCCUCUGCUGACCUCCAGUGCUAACGUGACAGAGACUAUCACCAUGGCUUCCAACCAGACCAAUGAGGUUAACAGCAGCACCGUAACUGCAGGACUGCCGAGAAAUGUCACAAGUGUCACUGUGAAACCUACAACUAUUGCUAAAAUAUCAACACCAGUAGUCUCACCACACAUAACUUCCACUGUCUCAAAGUCUACACCCAAAGCAAGUGAUUCUCCAAACUCAACCCAUACGUCAGCAUCCAUGAUGACUACAGGCCACAGUAGUUUAAAGACAUCUAUAACGAUAACAGCAACUAUUCAUCCUGACAAAAGUAAAGGAUCAAAGUUUGACACCGGCAGCUUUGUUGGAGGAAUAGUGUUAACCCUGGGAGUUCUAUCUGUUCUCUACAUUGGAUGCAAAAUGUAUUAUUCAAGGAGAGGCAUUCGGUAUCGAAGCAUUGAUGAACAUGAUGCCAUCAUUUAAGGUACCCCCAACCUUGGCCAAAGAAAGAAGAGAUUACAGCCCUAUCAAUUAGUUUGGUUUAUAUUAGCUCAAAAUAUUAUUUUCUUGGAAAUAGUAUAAGCAAGCCAUUUAUAAAAUGAACAGUGUGUUCCAUGAAUAUCUGGAAAUCCCUCAUUACUAAAGGUAAAGGGUGUGGUUUGGGCAGUUCAGUGAAUAUUUGGAACUCACAGAUAAUUUAUCCAGUGAUUAUAUUUGCUCUAGAAAGCUGUAGCAAGACAAGGCCUGUCUUUGGGAGUAUGCGCAUGGCACUGAUUGUCACUGAGGGGCAGGAUCCCAUGCAGUUGUGGAGCCUGCCACAGCACUCCAUUUUCUGUCUUUAUUGAUCACAUAAAAACCUGAAUGCCAUUCAGAACUGGGUGUGCCCUAAUUAACACCUUGAGCUCCACAGCUCAGCUAACCAGCUCAACUUAAGGAAGAGUCAGCAUUUUAGGGUUUAAAGUCAGGGUUGAUCUAGAGAGAACUUACACUCUGACACAGCCCUCACAACACCAUGUUCAUGUUAAAGGCCACCAGAGCACUGUGGAGUGUGGACUUUACUAUCCAUGUCGAUGUUCCUUCCGCUCUGUAUGAUUUAGACAAGCUGCAGUGCCUGAUACGCUUCUCAAAAGAUGCAGCAGCAGGCCUGGCAUUGUAGGAAAACACAACUGCUGCCAGGGAAACCUGUCAAAGCACCUGAAACCACCGUUCACAGGCAGUUGUCAAUUUGAGUUGUAGUGAAUGUUUUUUAGGCACUUUAUAGCUGCUUUCCAUAUGUAGAAAUUUGUAAUGGAAUGCAAAAUACCUUUUUUAAGUCCCCAUUAUAUGAUUUCCAAAUCAGUGUUAGGAGUCUACAUUGAUGGCAAAAUACUGUUUUCUAAAGCAGGGACUGUGAAGCCCCCAGGCCACUAAACCCACAGGGUGGAGAUGCUGUAGUUUUCACAGUGUCAACUUACUCAGAUUUGAGAAAAUGACUUUUAUACUAACCUAUAUUUUGGAGUAAAUUCCAGCUUCCUUAUCCCCAUGCCAGUCCUCAUCCUGGAAAGGGAGCUGCAUCUUGGUGUUUGCAGGAAAAGCAGCAUCCGGUCACCCUAGCAGCCCAUAUUCUCUGUGGUAUUUAGUUCUAUAGUUUGUAUUCCAGGUCAAACUCAGGGUCACGUUUAACAAAGGAGGUAUUUAGUUACAAAAUACUAAUAUAAUAUUUCUAUUGUAGAGGGCCAAAAUAAAUUAUAGCAAUUUCUGAAAGUGUAUAAAUAAGCCAAAAAUAUCCUAAUGAGUGCACACCUGUUACAGUUAAAAAAAAUAAGUGUAACUUUUGUAAUCUGCUUCUAGUUUUCAAAAAGCACAAACUAGCAAGAAUUUUUUAUAUAAAUAAGAAUCAUUUCUACUUGCUGUAUGUUAGGGCCAACAUGGAAUACUCAGCUCUGUAUUAGUGCAGAGAGGAGGGAGGAAGUUCUAGGAAAUGGAACAUGAGGUUAGAUUAGUUUCAAGGCUGGGCUGAUGGGAAACCAAUGCUUUCUUGUUGGCCGCUUGUCUUCAGAAUAUAGUUUAGGUUUAACAUGUUUUUGUUUGCUGCAUCCCUGGUCCUUCAGUGCCAGCCGAAGAUGCCCUUGACUGCCUGUAGCUCUAGCACUUUGAAGAUGGAAACCACUUUCUUAAAGCACUGUCUUUAUGUGCCUCUUAGUUUCUGCUCAUUUGGGGGGUUAAAAGUAAUGUUGUUAAGGCUUUUCUAAUUUGUUACUUUCAAAUGCCAGGACCUUUGUUGAAGGGAUUUCUUUUUAAUCUGCCGGAAUUGACCACAUGUCUUCUGAGACUGGCUUAAGCAAAUGCUCAUCUUUGCUAGCUUUCCUAUAGUGUGUGUGUGUUAAAAUAGCACAUCUUAGAUGUUCAGGUGGACACCAGGCUAAGCUACUCUAGCUUUAAAUUUUACUUUGGUAAUUCCAUAAAAGGAAGAGAAAUGAGAGUUGGCAACAUAUUUUAUGGUGUGAUAAUUUUGUAUCUUCAGGGGAAAGAUUAGCCAACUCUUGUUACCCAUUUUUCUAUAAUGACCAAUUUUGGUAUUUUGUUGUUACUAAGAUGUAUUUUUAGAAUAAAAUUCAUUCUCCAUUCAAAA